This is a messenger RNA of Leptidea sinapis, 1486 nucleotides long. Its product is annotated as methyltransferase-like protein 25B. The coding region runs from base 108 to 1421 and encodes 437 amino acids. The transcript is spliced from 6 exons. NCBI's taxonomy places the organism in Eukaryota, Metazoa, Arthropoda, Insecta, Lepidoptera, Pieridae. The record is from RefSeq and is a predicted model, not a curated record.
ACGUCAAUUUAAGGCGUCUGUCCCACCCCUGAUAUGUAGGUACCUAGUGUACCUACUACAUUUAUCACAGAACAUUAAAAUAAUAAUACGUACGAAAUUAUUUCUAAAUGGAUAAACACAGGGAUGCGUUGAAAAUAUCUAUUGAGAUGUCGUUAAAAGUAAUACAACACCAUAGGUGGUUGAUGGAUUUGUAUGUUGUGGAUUUUUUCACAGAAAAUCAUUGGGAGCUUUUGCCUUUAGCAUGGCGAGAAUGUUUCUGUGAUAUAGACCCACAAACCCUUGGAUACAUAAUAAGGGAUCUCCCCACAAAUCAUAUUCUGCCGCUAUCAUUUUUAGCACUCAUGAAAGUGAUUAAAUCAUUAAGUUUUCCUAGGCAAAGCGUCAAUAGAGUUGAAUCUAAUGAAAAGCAAAGUGUCAUUGGAUCACAUCCUAAGCUAAAAAAUUUGUUUUUAAAACAUGUUAAACUAAAAAAACGUCAUGAGAUCAGUUUGAUGGCAAAUGUGGUACAUUCUGUUGCUGUUGAGAGUUGCUGUGAUGCUGUAAUAGAUUUUGGUUCUGGUCUUGGACAUUUAGUGAGAAUGCUUUCAUAUAAGUAUGAUUUACAUACUGUUGGAAUUGAAGGACAAAACCAACUGACGGAUGAAGCUAGAAAACUGGACUCAGAAUUAGAAUAUACUGCACAAAAGUAUGUUGAUGCUGAAACAAUGAGAAAACUAAAUAGACCUAUACACUGCAACAAAACACUAAAUUCUCCAAGUCAGUUAGAAAAAUUAUCUUUUUCAAUUUCAAACCACGGCCUGAUUGGUUUACAUCCGUGUGGAGACUUGGGACCUUUAUUGUUAAAAUACUUUGUUAGUUGUGAAAGAUCAAAGUUUAUUUGCCUUGUUGGUUGUUGUUACAUGAAGCUAACCUGUGAAAAUGGUAUCGGAUAUCCAAUGAGUAAAUAUUUACAGAGCCUUGAUUACACUUUGUCAUAUCCCAGCAGAGAAAUUGCAUGUCAUGCAAUCGAGGUUUAUUGUGAAAAAUUGUGUAAAGGGGAUUACAAUGAUUUGAAGGUACAUGCCUUCAGGGCUGCUCUAGAACGAAUUUUGGUAGCACACAACCCCAAGCUUCGUCACUCACCCAUCAGAAGUGUAAAACAUACAGAAAAUAUGACAUUCGAGAACUACUGCAAAAUAGCAUUGGAGCGUAUGUCGUUGCCAGGCAUGGACACUUCACAGGCGGAAGCGGAUCUGUCGCAAUGGAAGCGAGUGAUCAUCGUCUACACGCUCCGCUUGUUGCUUGCGCCGCUCGUUGAGACACUCAUAUUGUUGGAUAGGCUCUAUUACUUGACAGAACACGGUAUUUACUGUGAAAUACAUCCUGUUUUUGAUCCAAGGGUAUCACCUCGCAACCAUGUCAUCAUUGGACGGAAGAUUUGAUUUGUUAUAAGUUAUUAAUUGUGAGCUUGUCAUGACAUUGAUAAUUAUAUUGUUGUUAACUCUUA